AUGCUCUCAGGAUCCAUCCCCCUUCAGCUUUUGAGGCGCCUCAAAACCCGGGCCUUCCUCUUAGUCUGUAGGAUCCGUCAUGUUGUUGUCUAUCCCCUUUCAGCCCAUAAAGCGGCAGCGGGCAACAGCAACGUGCCUGUGGUGCUAUCUCCCCGCGACAUAAACGUCGGCAACGCCACCGGCAUGGCACCCCGCGCCUUCCUCGCAGCCUACAAGGUCUUCUGGGGCAACUCUGUCACAGGCGGCGGGAUCACUGCCACGUAUGCUGACGUGGAGGCAGCAGUCAACGCGGCUGUCGCUGACGGGGUUGACGUCAUCUCGCUCUCCCUGGGCGGCGCAGACCCCAGUGCCACGUAUUUCAGCGAUCUACCGUAUUUAUAUGCGAAUCUGGCCGGCACGGUGGUGGUUUAUGCAGCGGGGAACUCCGGUCCUCCUCCUCUCACCUCUUCAAUGUAUCGCAGCAUCUCCAACUUCUCGCCAUUCUACCUCACUGUUGGCGCCAGGUGGGUUUCCAGGUGGCUUUCUGUUGGUGCCAGGUUAGUGCACCAUCGCUUGCAGCUACGUCUCUUCAGCCACGCUGGGCGACGGGCGAGUCGUGAAGCUGUACGGCCUUGUGCAUUCCGGUAUCAACCUCUCCUCCCCCUUUUUCCCUCCCCUUUCCCCUCCCCCUUUUCCCCUCCCCUUUCCCCUCCCCCUUUUCCCCUCCCCCCUUUCCCCUCCCCCUUUUCCCCUCCCCCCUUUCCCCUCCCCCUUUUCCCCUCCCCCCUCUCCCCCUGCAGCACCAUCGCUCGCAGCUAUGUGUCGGCUGCCACGCUGGGCGACGGGCGGGUGGUGAAGCUGUACGGGUUUGGCUCGGGAAACGUGCCGGUGCAGGGACUGGGGCUGGUGGAGGGCGCUGCAGCGCGGGCAGCCGGGAAGACUGAGAUCGAGGUGGGUGUGGGGAAGGGCAGAUGCAGUGCGGUGCAGGGUCUGGGGCUGGUGGAGGGUGUUGCAGCGCAGGCAGCCGGGAAGAGUGAGAUCGAGGGUCAAUACUGUGCUGAAGGCGCACUGAACGCCGCCAAGAUUGCAGGGAAGAUCGUUCUGUGCUCGUAUGGGUGGACCAGCAGCAGAAGCAAGGCAGCAGAGGUUGCUGGGAAGGGCGGCAGCGCUGUGAUUGUAGUGGAUGUGCCUGUAACAGCCAGAACGUACCCUAUUUAUGAGGCUCGGCUGCCGGUCAUGGGAUCAGAGGCGAGCGAGACGGGUGUUUUGCGCGCGUACACCCGCACUGCUGCCAGGUGA
Messenger RNA from Closterium sp. NIES-65, 1278 nucleotides. Lineage: Eukaryota; Viridiplantae; Streptophyta; Zygnematophyceae; Desmidiales; Closteriaceae. The record is from the annotation of a GenBank genome assembly.